Messenger RNA from Haliotis rubra (blacklip abalone), 1474 nucleotides. Its product is annotated as ankyrin repeat domain-containing protein 50-like. The transcript has a single exon. The coding region runs from base 1 to 1230 and encodes 409 amino acids. The record is from RefSeq and is a predicted model, not a curated record. NCBI's taxonomy places the organism in Eukaryota, Metazoa, Mollusca, Gastropoda, Lepetellida, Haliotidae. Gene Ontology annotation, molecular function: protein binding.
AUGUGGGCAGCCAGUGGGGGACAUAGAGAAGUGGUGGAGUUACUUGUGAGUAAAGGGGCUAACGUAAAACUGGUCGAUAGAUUCGGCAUCAACAUCCUUCAUUCAGCCUGUAUGGGAGGAGACAUCGAGGUGGUCAAGUAUGUCCUCUCACAGAACAUGGUGGACAUCAAUGAUAGAGUACAGUGCGGGAGAACAGCUGUGAUGCUGGCAGCAGAAAACGGUCACAAAGACAUGGUAGCGUUGCUUGUGGACAAAGAAGCUGACGUGUCACUACUGGAUGACGCAGGUGACAACAUCCUUCACUGUGCCUGUAGGGGGGGAGAUGCGGAGUUGGUGAAGUACAUCCUCUCACAGAAAAUAAUUGAUAUGAACAGUCUAGGACAUGACAAGAACACGCCAGUGAUGGUAGCAGUUGAAUGUGAUCACAAGGAAGUGGUUGAAGUACACUUAAAAUAUGAAGCUAAGCUGUUACUAGGUGAUAAAAAUCGGGACGACGCCCUUCACCGUGCCUGUUACGCAGGACAAUUUGAUGUCGUGAAAUAUCUCCUCUCUCUGACCUCGGUGGACAUAAACAGCAGGGGGUUGCAGAAGAGGACACCAUUGAUGGUAGCAGCAGAACAGGGACAUAAAGAAGUGGUGGAGCUACUGGUAAAACAUGGAGCUGAUCUGUUUCUGCGUGAUGAACAUGGGGACAACGCCCUUCACCGUGCCUGUUACCCAGGAAGAUUUGAUGUAGUGAAAUAUCUCCUCUCUCUGAACUCGGUGGACAUAAACAGCGGGGGGUUUAAGAAGAGGACACCAGCGAUGUCAGCUGCAGUAUGGGGUCAAACCAAAGUGGCGAAAUUACUCGUAAAACAUGGAGCUGAUCUGUCACUCAGUGGAAUAGAGGGGAACGUCCUUCACGUUGCCUGUCAGAGGGGACAAUUGGAUCACGUGAAAUAUAUCCUCUCACUGAACCGGGUGGACAUAGACAGCAGGGGAUGGAAAAGGGGGACACCAGUGAUGGUAGCAUCACGUCAGAAACGUAAAGAAGUGGUGGAACUACUCGUACAACAUGGUACUGAUCUGUCAUUGAUUGAUGGGGCGGAUGAGAACAUCCUUCACCAUACAUGUGUCACGGGAUUUUUACAUGUCGUGAAAUAUAUCCUCUCACUGCACGCGGUGCACAUAAACAGGCAGGGGAUGGAAGGGCAGGACACCAGCGAUAAUAGCAGCAAGAUUUGGACAUAAGGAUGUGAUCGAACUGCUGGUAAAGAAUGGAGCUAAUCUCUCACUCAGAAACAAAGACGGUAAAAACUGCCUAGACGUGGCCCGUAAACGAGGACAUAUGGAGGUGGUGCAAUAUGUCAGGUCACUGUGACUUGUGAACCAUCCACGUGGAGAACCAAACACAGAGUCAGCAGUCAAGAAAACCAUUCUACAAAGACGGAGCCACAUUACCCUUUGGACCUUCUUGUAUCACCCGGUGCGUACA